AUGGAAGAAGAAUUAAAGAAUUUAAAAGAAAAAUAUGACCAACUUUCAAAUGAAGCUUUAUUCUGGAAAUCAAAAAUUGAAGAUCUUCAAGAAAAGUUAUCACAUCCAGACCAAGCCGGCAACCAAUCACUCGAAAGAAAAAGAGAAGAAAGAAAGUCUAGACAAUUUGCAGAGACCAAGGCAUUCAACAAAGCGAAAGAAGAAAGAAAGAUAAAUGAAUUUACAGAAACCAACAGAAUCAAUUUGGAGAGAGAAGAUAAAACUAACAAAAGUAACCAAGAAAACAGAAAGAGUGAUGAUGAAUUUAAAGAAAGAGAACUUGUAUGUUCGAGAAAAAAAGGAUCUAAAUGGAAGAACUACAUUACUUGGGCAUUUCUCCUCAUUUCAAUGGUAUUGUCUAUCAUAGCCAUUGUGUUCAAAAACUCAUGUCCAGAAGCCACUAUCAAUUAUAAUUACAACAUCACUGGGCCAUAUUUUAGUAAUUCUUAUUUUAUUUCUGACAACUCAACAGAAUAUAUUCGCCUGCCACCAACCUCUAUUUAUCUUCAAAGUUUGUGUAAACUAAGUUUUACAAAUAAUAUUUCAUUCACAGAAUGUUAUUAA
Messenger RNA from Cavenderia fasciculata, 603 nucleotides. RefSeq lists its product as uncharacterized. The coding region runs from base 1 to 603 and encodes 200 amino acids. The transcript is spliced from 2 exons. The record is from RefSeq and is a predicted model, not a curated record. NCBI's taxonomy places the organism in Eukaryota, Evosea, Eumycetozoa, Acytosteliales, Cavenderiaceae.